Messenger RNA from Ctenocephalides felis (cat flea), 1109 nucleotides. RefSeq names its product SH3 domain-containing protein Dlish (gene Dlish). Lineage: Eukaryota; Metazoa; Arthropoda; Insecta; Siphonaptera; Pulicidae. The transcript is spliced from 3 exons. The record is from RefSeq and is a predicted model, not a curated record. Gene Ontology annotation, molecular function: protein binding. The coding region runs from base 41 to 1081 and encodes 346 amino acids.
GUUUUGACGUGUAUAGUUUGCAAAUAAAUGAUAAAACAGAAUGGCAUUCUUGUGUCCUGUAAGGAUUCGAAGAGGAAAGAAAAAGAAAUCUUUAAAUAAUGACGUCGAGAAGGAGUUGAAUAGGCCUUCAAAUGGAUUAAGUCCAGGUAUUGGACGGAUAACUGGAUCUUCUAGUGUAGAAACUUUAGUGCGAGUAGGAAUCGAGAAGGAACAUGGUUUAAGUCCCGAUUCUAAAAUGGUUGUUCUUCACAAUUUUACACCUUGUGUAGAUGAUGAGUUAGAAGUACAAAGGGGACAAAUUGUUAAUGUUUUAUACCGAGAGAAUGACUGGGUUUAUGUUAUUGGUCAUGAUUCUCAACAGGAAGGCUUUAUACCACAUUCAUAUUGUGCCCCAUAUAGCAAUCAAAUUGCUGAUUUAGCUGUCAAGAAAAAGUUACCAAGAGAUUCUUCGGUUGAUCCUUUGGCCUCUGAUUUUUCAAUGGAAGGAUUAAAUGACACAUCUGAAGAAAUGGGCGACAAUAUAGUGGGUUUGCAAAGUUCAUAUUCACGGGCUAGUUUAGCUUCAGAACCAGACUUUGUUCCAUUCAGUAAGGAUCCUUCUGGCCGUUUUAUAGUUUUGUACACAUUUAUUGCUCGAGAUGAAAAUGAUGUGUCUGUGGAAAGAGGUGAAUUUGUUACUGUAUUAAACAGAGAAGAUCCGGAUUGGUUUUGGAUUGUGAGAAGUGAUGGACAGGAGGGUUUCAUACCAUCUGGAUUUGUUUAUCCGGCUGAUAUUAUUCAAGGACAUAUAAAUGUUGUUGACAAUCAACAAAUAUCUUGCAAUACUGAUAAUGCCAUUGUGCAACAAAUAACUAAUCUCAAUAGUGAUGACUUGAGAUAUCAUGGAACAGAACUUGUCAUGCUUUACGAUUACAAGGCUCAAGCUCCUGAUGACUUAUCUGUUAGACGUGGAGAUUGGAUAUAUGCUGAUCUUAAUAAUCAAACUGUCGAUGGUUGGCUUUGGGCAUUUGCCCCAAAAACAAGAAAAUAUGGCUUUAUUCCUAAAGCAUAUGCACGACAUCCUGCUAUGACAAGUUUAUAACUACAAGACUGCUUUUUAUGUGUAUAUA